CAAUCAUUGGUACCUCCUUAUAAAUAUCAACUGAGACACUUUUAUUCAAUUAUUUUGUUGUGUCUCUCACUUCCUCACUGUCUCUUCUUGGACUCUUCCUUUGUUUUACUGCAACAAACCCUCUCUCUCUUUCUUUCUCUCUUUCACUCCUCUGUGUUUGGAUCAGAAAGAUAGAUAAUUUCUGCAUCUGGGUUUCAAUGCUGCCACUUGCUUCAAAUCUCUGGCAAUAGGGUGUAGAUCUUUUUUGUCACUGUAGUUGGAUUUAGUCUUUGACACUUUGUAGUACUUCUAGAAAUUCCAUUGGUUAUCUCAUUAUUCUCUGAUUGAUUCCCUGCUUUCUUUUUCAUUAGUACUUUUUUUGUGUGACAGAAUCAUGGGGUUUUGUUAUCAUGUUUUGUUUUUGUUGUCCAUUUGUGUGGGAGUUUCUCUAGCCACACCAAUAGAAGAUCAAAGGAGAGAUAGGAUUACCUAUCUUCCAGGGCAGCCAAAGAAUGUUGAAUUUGCUCAGUACUCUGGCUAUGUUACUGUCAAUGAGCAGAAUGGGAGGGCAUUGUUUUACUGGUUGGUUGAGGCGCCGGCGAACCGUGGACCUAAGUCAAGGCCACUUGUGUUGUGGCUUAAUGGUGGCCCUGGAUGCUCCUCCAUUGCUUAUGGUGCAUCGGAAGAAAUUGGCCCUUUUCAUAUUAAGCCUGAUGGGAAGACACUUUACUCGAAUCCUUAUGCUUGGAACAAUUUGGCAAAUAUACUAUUUCUUGACUCUCCUGCUGGGGUUGGUUUUUCAUAUGCAAAUAAAACAACAGAUCUGUAUACAUUUGGUGACAAGAAAACAGCUGAAGAUGCAUAUAUUUUUCUUGUCAAUUGGUUUGAAAGAUUUCCUCAAUAUAAGCAUAGAGAAUUCUACAUUGCUGGAGAAAGUUAUGCAGGUCACUAUGUUCCUCAGUUGGCUCAACUUGUUUAUCGGAGAAAUAAGGGAAUAAAUAAUCCGGAUAUAAAUUUUAAGGGAUUUAUGGUUGGAAAUGCUGUUACUGAUGAUUAUCAUGAUUAUGUUGGCACAUUUGAGUACUGGUGGACUCAUGGUUUAAUUUCAGAUUCCACAUAUAGGAUGCUGAGAAUUGCUUGUGACUUUGGCUCCUCACAACAUCCAUCAGUGCAAUGCAUGCAGGCUCUCAGAGUAGCAGUUGUGGAGCAGGGAAAUAUUGAUCCAUACAGCAUUUAUACACCGCCUUGUAACGAUACCGCAUCACUCAGAAGCGGCUUGAGGGGUCGCUAUCCAUGGAUGUCUCGAGCUUAUGAUCCCUGUACUGAAAGGCAUUCUUCUGUGUAUUUCAAUCUUCCAGAAGUUCAGAAGGCACUUCAUGCCAAUGUUACUGGGGUUUCUUAUGAAUGGAAGACUUGCAGUGAUAUUGUUGGAAACUAUUGGACUGAUUCUCCACUAUCCAUGCUUCCUAUAUACCGGGAACUUAUUAAUGCUAGCCUCCGUAUAUGGGUUUACAGUGGAGAUACUGAUGCUGUGGUUCCUUUGACUGCCACUCGAUAUUCCAUUGAUGCCUUGAAACUACCAACCAUCAUCAACUGGUACCCUUGGAAUGAUAAUGGCAAGGUUGGUGGGUGGAGUCAAGUUUAUAAAGGGCUCACACUGGUUACAGUAAGAGGAGCUGGACAUGAGGUUCCACUCCACAGGCCUCGCCAGGCAUUUAUUCUUUUUAGGUCCUUCUUGGAGAACAAGGCCAUGCCAUCUUCAAGUUAGAACCAUUUAUUCUUUUUCACUUGAUGAAUGAUCAUCACACAAGUACAAAACCAAAAGGUUCACCAUUCUUGCAGUACCCUAGGCUUAGGAAUAGUUACUGCCAUUUAUAUACAUAGAACAGGCUGAGACAGAAUAAGGAACUCAUUUCUCAUGAGUUCCAUCUUGGCUCUCUGCCUGGUCAAUUGAUAAAUGUAUCAAUGUUAAUUUCCUCUAUUUUUAUUUGUUAUUGAAAAUGUGAUUAUUUAUAUGAAGUGUUAUUCUUUAUGUUGUUUUCAUUGUGCAAGACUAAUGCCAUAUCUUGUAUAAAAACUGUUCUCAUCAAUGAAGAGUCUCUACUUUCAACUCUGCA
This is a messenger RNA of Lotus japonicus, 2096 nucleotides long. RefSeq names its product serine carboxypeptidase-like 27. Gene Ontology annotation, biological process: proteolysis. The record is from RefSeq and is a predicted model, not a curated record. Bases 374 to 1747 code for a protein of 457 amino acids. NCBI's taxonomy places the organism in Eukaryota, Viridiplantae, Streptophyta, Magnoliopsida, Fabales, Fabaceae. The transcript has 9 exons. Gene Ontology annotation, cellular component: vacuole. Gene Ontology annotation, molecular function: serine-type carboxypeptidase activity.